AACUUCAGCACGGCGGAGUGAAGGAACACUAACUUCUCUGAACAAGACACGAGUUCACGCAGCCAGCCAGAUUAGAGACUUACUACUUUGGAUUUUUACAAAAAGUACUCCUGCCAAAAGAGACUCGAAGGCUCCUGUUGCCAGCUUUAAGAGGCUCACAGUUUCACCGUAAUCACACUGCGCGGUUUUCCCGGCAGCUCAAGGUUUGUGCGGAGCGCCAUGGUCACCCACAGCAAGUUUGACAACGCAAUGAGCAGCAGCCUGCUUGACGCAAACAUGCGGCUGCCGUCUCACCGUUACAAAACCUUCAGCUCAAAGCUACAGUACCAGAUGGUGCAGCACGCCAUCAGGAUGCUCCAGGAGAGCGGCUUCUACUGGGGCUCCAUCAGCGGCAAAGAGGCCAAUCACUUGUUGAACUCGGAGCCCAGCGGGACCUUUCUGGUCCGAGACAGCUCGGACAACCGGCACUUCUUCACGCUCAGCGUCAAGACCGAGUCGGGCACCAAGAACCUGCGGGUGCAGUGCGACAACAAAUCAUUUUUCCUUCAGACGGACUCCAAGAGCAUGCAGUCCGUGCCCCGCUUCGACUGCGUGCUGAAGCUCGUCCAUCACUACAUGCCCUCUUCUAGAAGCCCUCUGGCCAUUGGAAACUCUCGGAAUGCUUACUACAUCUACACAGGGGGCGAGAAAAUCCCCUUGGAGCUAUUGAGACCCCUUCCUUGCACAAUGUCCUCCCUACAGCAUCUCUGCAGGAAGACUGUCAAUGGACAUAUAGACGUCUCCAGCAAAAGAGAGCAGCUGCCUCAACAGCUGAAAGACUUCUUACAAGAGUACGACGCUCCUAUUUAAAGAGCUCUGGCUAUUGAAGAAACGAGAAGCAGUGAGGGAGCUAAAGCUAGCUUGACGGGCCUUAAAGGUCACAUGCUUUUUGGAAGCUUGUUGGACUAAGAAGUACUGAGCUGUUCAUGAGUACAUGGAGUUAGCCAGUCAGCCGUGUGUGGUCAUGAGUACUAUCACUGAUGCAUUCUUAUGUGACUGAUCUUGAAGCACCGUUCUUGCCUUAACAGUCUCAAUGAAUGGACGGUUUGUACCGUUUUCUGUACCAGUGCCAGUAUCGUAACCCACUCUGUGGGCACCAAUCACUGCCUCUGCACUGCCCCGAAUCUGUGAGCUCCGCCAAGCAGGGAGACAGCGAGCCAAAUAUUUCUUUCAAAUAAAUAUUUGUGCCUUU
Molecule: messenger RNA, 1231 nt
Organism: Sinocyclocheilus grahami
Lineage: Eukaryota; Metazoa; Chordata; Actinopteri; Cypriniformes; Cyprinidae
Product: suppressor of cytokine signaling 3-like
Exons: 2
Coding region: 220-849 (209 amino acids)
Biological process (GO): intracellular signal transduction; phosphatidylinositol phosphate biosynthetic process
Cellular component (GO): phosphatidylinositol 3-kinase complex
Molecular function (GO): 1-phosphatidylinositol-3-kinase regulator activity
Source: RefSeq, a predicted model, not a curated record